AUGAUUGUGAUGUCUCGAAGAUUUUUCGCAAACGGGUACUCGCUCGGCCUAGCCCCGGAACGGCGCAAGAUCAGCUCAGUCGGCAUCCUAGUGUGCGUAAAGUCUUCGCUGUUGUCCCAUCUGCUAUCCGAGAUAGACGGAGUGCGCAUCAGACACGUUGUGGCCAUGGACUGUAGUCUGGGACACACGGGUGUCAUCCCAGAGCGUAUUGCUGUCGAGUUCGAUGUGACGAACAUAGUCUCUGAGCUGGGGUUUGCGCAGGAUGGACAAGAGAAUGUACAGGGCUCUUUCAAGGUCGGCGCUCGAGCAAAGACGAAUACGACGGGCCGCGACAUCGCGUUGCGAGUUCACAUGCGACACGACCAGGAGCAGGAUGUCCUGGGGAAAUUCGAGGAGCGGCAACAUGGGGAACGAGACUCAACAAUUGGAAUAGGCCGGGGGGUUUACUUGGGCAGGAUUUACCCCCUGCCAGGGUCAACGAGUGUGAUGCGCAAAUCAAAUGAACGCGUUCACUCUACCCCAGACGCCCAGAAACUGCCCUGUACCUUCGAGUUGGAGGUGCCCGGCCUGGGCAUUCUCGAAGGCAACCCGGGAGAAGAUAUCAAAGCCGGCACCCGCAUGGAUCUCCCAUUAUGGCUGGGUGAAAUGCUCUCGAUCGGAGCCCGACUGGGCACCUCCCGUCUCGUCACGCUGGAUAUGCCCGACGCCCUGUCCGAGCGAGUGAUGAAUGCGUUAAAGGCCGAUCCUCGCACCGUAGACUUGCGCGCGCUGGCCCCGCAUUUCUACAGCCUGAGCGAGCGCAUUCUCGAGAUCUUCGAAGAGGAGGAGAUGGUCGAUGUCUUGAGUGAUACCUUCAAGAAACGGGCGGCGGAGAUUGCAGACCACGCCCAUAACCCGCGCGGAGCGGUGGGCGAUGGCGUGGAUUUCCUGCGCGGUCUGGAUGAGACGGAGCGGCAAUUAUUCCGGUCGGCUCAUGACCGGGCCAAGGAGAUGCGGAUCUGGUCGGGAGAAGCGAAGCGAAAGUAA
Molecule: messenger RNA, 1026 nt
Organism: Penicillium riverlandense
Lineage: Eukaryota; Fungi; Ascomycota; Eurotiomycetes; Eurotiales; Aspergillaceae
Gene: psf3
Product: DNA replication protein PSF3
Exons: 10
Coding region: 1-1026 (341 amino acids)
Biological process (GO): mitotic DNA replication initiation
Cellular component (GO): GINS complex
Source: RefSeq, a predicted model, not a curated record